Molecule: messenger RNA, 983 nt
Organism: Dothidotthia symphoricarpi CBS 119687
Lineage: Eukaryota; Fungi; Ascomycota; Dothideomycetes; Pleosporales; Dothidotthiaceae
Exons: 1
Coding region: 124-729 (201 amino acids)
Source: RefSeq, a predicted model, not a curated record
UUCGCUCAUCUUAUCAAUUGCCAGUCUUCUCGAGCCCGCCCAAACAUCUCCAAUUUUUCUUUCCCUAGUCUCCAACGAUCCUACUAAUCACAACAAUUUCUCUAUUACUCCAUCAUCGCCAUCAUGAUUUCAAGUUGCAUCUACGCAACAGCGUACGCCUUCGCCACCUCCUACGGCACUAUUUACGACUUGUACCGCAACGGCUCGACCCCCCAGAAGGUCGCCGAAAACAUAGCUUCCUACUACCGCGAACCCUACACCGCGUUCUUCAUCGGCAACGUCGCCACCAAUCAAUCUUUCGCUGGCAUCACCGACGCCACGCUUCAGGCAUACAACUUCUUGGAAGACGCCGGCAUCGGCAAUGAUAUAACCACGGACAGCGUGAGAGUUGAACCGAUUAGCAAUGCAAGUGCGAUCGUGUGGCUCACAUGGCGCAUCCACCCGAAAAAUGAUGUCGAAAGUUUCAGCUGGACCACGAUGUAUCACUACCGCAAUGACGUUGAUUUGCUUGCUGGAAUUGAGGCACCGGGGGGUAAUGGGACUCAUGGGCUUGACGGAACAACGGUGCAGAUGUCCAGCGAGGAGUGUAUCGCAAGUGUUUCUGGGACAGGUGCAAGGCCGCCUGGUGGGUGGGAGUUCGGUGUAAGUGAUGAGGAAAUUGUUAAAUUUUCGCAAAGGGUCCCGAACUACAUUGACUCUUACGUUAUGCCGCCAUCGAAGAAGUCAUGAUGGGAACAAUUGUGACAUCGACUACGUAGGAUUAGCAUAUCGGAUUCACUUCAUCCACUUCGCUCGAUAUAGACGACCAACGAAGUUGUUCAAACACUUAGACAGUAUAUUUCCCUCACAUUCUCCUCGGCAUGCGACAACAACAUGAUGGCAAGCCAAGUAAACCGUUUGAUGUACACCUGGCAUAGCUUCACUGAGAAUUCGUCGAGUAGACACGCAAGAGCAGUGAUCUUCUUUUGCCCAACAAUGCCUCA